AUGGCGCUUUGUGCUCUGGAGCCCGCGUCAUCCGUCUGCUUUAGCACAGAAGAGGUGUCAGGAGCAAAUUUAAUCUGGGGGAGCAAAGCAAGGUCCCCAGCACUGAAGACAUGGACAUCUUUUAUCACUGGACCCCGGCAAUAAACAGCUCCAUUACACGAUACCCUCACUUAGGUUGCAUCCCAAAUGGCACCAUAUGCCCUAUGUAAUGCACUACUUUUAACCAACGCAAAAGUAGUGCACUAUAUAGGGAAGGGAAUAGGGUGCCAUUUGGGAAACAACCUAGGACUAUUGUUACCUAACAGUCUCUGACUGAGGAAGCCCAGACAUCCCUCACAUUAGUACGUUCUGCUGAAGAUGAGAGUGUGCUUGAAAAAGAGACUGCUGUUGAUCUACUGCAGGGGCAGAAGUGACAGAUUGAAAGGGACUGGUCUGCUCCCGGACGGUGCCCUUGGCAUCCCUCCACAGGCUGCAUGCUUUCCUGGAGAUAUUUGUCCUCAUGUUGAUUCUCUAAAAUGGGAGCAGGAGCCAUUUUGGAAGCCUCACCUGUUUCUCCCCAGUCCAUCUGGCUAUGUUCACUUCUUGCACUUUGCCCCUCCUUGCUUUACUACUGUAAAAUAGUUAGUCUCAAAUAAGACAUUGGAUGGGCUGUAGCACUUGAAUUGAGUCCCUGCUUAGUAUUCUGGUACAAAUAUAUUUUAGGACCUUGAAAUAUGGCAUUUACCCCUUGUGAAAAGGCCAAUUAAUCUAAAAGAUGGAGCUGUACCAGGGCUAUUUUAGUUUCUCACUGAAAGUUCUGUCUCAUUGGCAGCGUAAGUGGAAAUUGGCAUGGAAAAACAUGGCAUGGGUGUAGGGCUGGGAAUUGCCAGGGACCUAACGAUAUGAUAGUAUCACGAUACUUAGGUGUCGAUUCGAUAUUGUGAUUUGAUGUUCCAAACAAAUUGCUCACUAUAUACUGAGUAUACAAAACAUUCCAUGACAUAGACUGAUUAGGUGAAUCCAGGUGAAAGCUAUGAUCCCUUAUUAAUGUAACUUGUUAAAUCCACUUCAAUCAGUGUAGAUGAAGGGGAGGAGACGGGUUAAAGAAGGAUUUUUAAGCCUUGAGACAAUUGAGACGUGGAUUGUGUGUGUGUGUGUGCCAUUCAGAGGGUAAAUGGGCAAGACAUAAAAUGAACGGGGUAUGGUAGUAGGUGCCAGGCGCACUGGUUUGUGUCAAGAACUGCCUCGCUGCUUGGUUUUUCACGCUCAACAGUUUCUUCUGUGUAUCAAGAGUGGUCCACCACCCAAAGGACAUCCAGCCAACUUGACACAACUGUAGGAAGCAUUGAAGUCAACAUGGGCCAGCAUCCCUGUGGAAUGCUUUUCGAGUCCAUGCCCCCGAAAAUGAAUGCAUCACAUGAGUUAGGAAACAAGGGAAGCUUUUAUAAUGCUCAUAAUGUUCCUCUCCAGUGACCAAAGGCCCCCUUUAAUUCACAGGGCAGUGCAACACAGAGAUAUGUGUGUCUGGCUGUCUCUGAGUAGAUGAAAAGGAUUAUCCCAUGAUUUGCCUGAUCUCCUUUAUACUCGCUGCUUGUAGUGGGACGGGAUUGGCUGGGAAGAGCGCUGUUGAGGCAGUAAUAUGAAUAUUAUAGAACCUCCCCGGAGACGGGGAGAGUGUGAAGGACGAAAAGAGAAGGGAAUGGGCGGAGUAGAUGGAGGGAAGUGUUAAUCUACUGCAGUCUCACUCACAACGAGAAUGCCUUUUAGAAGUCAUUUCAAAUGGACAUUGAGCUCAAUUUCUCCGUUAGCCCUUAGGGGACACCACCACAGUCACCCUCCUCCUCUGUCAAACAAAUCUUGUUUUCACCCUGUUGUAUUAUGUUGAGCAAAUACAGAACAUCAUCACAGACCGUCCUCUUAUUUUUCCUGGUCUUUUUUUGUUUUUGCAUUCUUUAAGGAUCUUUUUCCAGAUCCCUGGGUGCAGUGAAAUACAGUGGGAGCCUUAAACCUCGCAGAUAUCAAGGGUAUGGAACGAUUCUGUAUGGCGGAAUGUUCUAAGAUCCCUCCCAAUGUGUUCUCCAAAAUUUUUAUUUAAUCAAUUUCAGAAUAAGGCUGUAACGUAACAAAAUGUGGAAAAAAUCAAGGGGUCUGAAUACUUUCCGAAUGCACUGUAUACACUACAUGACCAAGAGUAUGUGGACACCAAAAUCAUGGGCAUUAAUAUGGAGUUGGUCCCUCUUUGCUGCUAUAACAGCCUCCACUCUUCUGGGAAGGCUUUCCACUAGAUGUUGGAACAUUGCUGCAGGGACUUGCUUCCAUUCAGCCACGAGCAUUAGUGAGGUCGGGCACUGAUGUUGGGCGAUUAGGCUUGGCGCGCAGUCAGCGUUCUAAUUCAUCCCAAAUGUGUUCGAUGGGGUUAAGGUCAGGGCUCUGUGCAGGCCAGUUAAGUUCUUCCACACCUAUCUCGACAAACCAUUUCUGUAUGCUGAAACAGGAAAGGGCCUUCCCUUUUUUUUUUUUUUUUAUGGUUGGGGAAUGCCAAGAUGGAGGCGCAGUGGCUUCAAAGCAGCACCCCCUGCCAGUCAUCUAGUGUAUAUAGAAAUGAUUGGUGUAGACGCAUGUGUUCAGAAUUCCAUGAUCAGAAUACUGUCAAGUCUAGACACUGCCAUAGAUUAACGAAGGUAAUUGAUCUGCAACCUCAAAUCAUAGCUUUUUUCACUUUUAUGCUAUUCACACAUAUUGCAGUGUUGUAUUUUUUGUGUAGGUGGGUCGGGAUUGCCUUUGUAUUUGACUGUGCAUAUGCCUGCAGUCUGUGUGUUUGUAUGGUGUCUGUGUACAGUAGUGUGUGUUUCUGUGUGUUCAUUGCUCUCUGGUGCAAUGUAGGGGCAUUCCUAAUGACGCUUGACACUGCAUGGCUGAGUGCCACAGAGCUCUGUGAUGCAGAGGGAGGAGAGAGAGGGAGUAGGCUGUUUAGUAGAGAGGGGUGGUCGGGGUAUUGGAAUGGGUGGGAGUCUCACCCUGGUGGUCACUUUCCAAAGGCACAUGGAAUGAGCUGUCAAGCAGCAUUGUAGUCAGCCUGAAAUCCAGCCUAGCUGUAAAUGGCUUGGCUUUCUGCCAACGUCUAACUUGCCCCUAUCACUUCUAUAAACAAGUGUUGUCUUUCCAAUAACAUCACAGCCUCUGAAUUUAGGUCAUAGUCGUUGGGCCUCAGCCACGUGACUCAUAUUGAAUGUAAAUGCCAUGCCCUAGUCUAUACGUCACCCAUCCAUGUAUCUUGAAAGACGUUAGGCCAUAAGCCCCGUCUAUUGUGUUGGCAAAGCAAACUAGGGUAGGAACGCUUGGGCGGUAUAACAAAAUACCUACGUUAUGAUUUUCAAGAAUGUCCCAUUUUGUUCUUUUUUUAAACUAAAAUUCAUUGGAUACAUGGUAUGUUUGUUUACAAAGAGCACAUGGAGCAAAUGGAAGUUUUGUGAUGUGACAUUCACUGUUGAGCAGCACAAGAGAGGUGAUAAAGUUACACUUGAAAUGUACUACGGUUUGCCAGCGAAAUAUCUUAUAACUAAGUGCCAAUACAUUUUCUUCAGCUCAGGGCUCCAGCUAUGCAUUUGAUUUGCUAACUUACUAGCUAUAGGUAGGCAAGACAAACUAAUUUUCACAAUUUCACUAAUCAUCAAAAUCAAUAAAUCAUAGCACUUUUUUUGGGCUCGUUCUUAUCUGAUGAAGUAGAAUCCUGUUAAAAAAUUAUGUAAAAAUAUUACUAAAACAUAUGUUAAAAAUGAUACUGUUGCUGCUUCCUGUAAUGUAUUUUUUAAUUAUACCCGAGUGUCAAAACACCGGUUUUAAUGUUAAAAUGAAUCAACAAUAUGCUGAAAUAAGUGAUAUGUUGAAAACCCCACACCUGUGUUCAGAUUACUUGUAUUUUGCUAAAUUAGUACCUUAACAACUGCUCACGCUCCAAUUUUUACCAAGUGGUCACUCCAGACUGAAAAUGAUUAGCAUGUUCAACUGCAGGGGUGUCAAACCCAUUCCAGGUUUUAGUUUUUUCUACAGGUUUUUGGUUUUUCCUUUCAAUUAAGCCCUAGAAGACCAGGUGUGGGGAGUUUCGUACUAAUUAGUGACCUUAAUUCAUCAAUCAAGUACAAGGAAGGAUCGAAAACCCGCACCCACUCGGCCCUCCGUGGAAUGAGUUUGACACCUGUGUUCUACUGUAAUCAAUAGCGUGUGCAAAUUAAUCACUCACAUAUACACUGAAGAAAAAUCUAAACUUAACAUGUAAAAAAUGAUAAUCCCGCACAAAAAGCUUAUUUCUCUCAAAUUCUGUGCACAAAUUUGUUUAUAUCCCUGUUAGUGAGCAUUUCUCCUUUGACAAGAUAAUCCAUCCACCUGACAGGUCUGGCAUAUCAAGAAGUUGAUUAUUACACAGGUGCACCGUGUGCUGGGGACAAUAAAAGGCCACAUUUAAAAUGUGCAGUUUUGUCACACAACACAAUGCCACAGAUGUCUCAAGUUUUGAGGGAGCGUGCAAUUGGCAUGCUGACUGCAGGAAUGUCCACCAGAGCUGUUGCCAGUGAAUUUAAUGUUCAUUUCUCUACCAUAAGCUGCCUCCGACGUCGUGGUAGAGAAUUUGGCAGUGCAUCCAACCAGCCUCACAACCGUAGACCACCUGUAACCACGCCAGCCCAGGACCUCUACAUCAGUCUUCUUCACCUGUGGGAUCGUCUGAGGAAGGGUGGUGGGGGGUGCUGAGGAGUAUUUCUGUCUGUAAUGAAGCCCUUUUGUGGGGAAAAACUCAUUCUGAUUGACUGGGCCUGGCUCCCCAGUGGGUCGGCCUGGCUGUCAAGUGGGUGAGCCUAUGCCCUCCAAGGCCCACCCAUGGCUGCACCCCUGCCCAGUCAUGUGAAAUCCAUAGAUUAGGGCCUAAUGAAUUUAUUUCAGUUGACUAUUUCCUUAUAUGAACUGUAACUCCGUAAAAUCUUUGAAAUUGUUAAAUGUUGCUUUUAUAUUUUUGUUCAGUAUAUAUUGUAUUUAAAUCAAUGCAACUGGGAUAACUGCGGCGACAUGUACCGUUUGCGCUCUUCUAAAACAGAGGUUCCCUAACUUUUUCACUGAAGCCUCACUUACAGCAUUGGGGAACAUCGCGCGCCCCCGCCACGUCUAUUUCUUUGGGCACAAGCACUGUUCAUGACACAAACUGUUCACACCCCUCUUGUUUGGCGGAGAGAAAAUGUUGCAGGUUUAAAGCUUAUUUCCUGCAAUUCUACAGAUUUUGUCAUGGGGUGCAGAGGAAAUUGUGCCGUUUUAAUGCUUAUUUUCUUGCAAUUCUAUACAUUUUGCCAUGUCUAAUGUGUAUUCAUGUGAUAUUUGAGUGACUCAAACAUUACAACAAAGUCUAUGGGCAAUAAAACCUAUCUAAAACACUAUCUGACAUGGGCUAGUUGAUCUGGACGUUUUUUACAAGUUAUAAAUAGCUCUCUAAGGUAUGCAAUGACUGACAUGACAAGAGGAAAACUGAUAAUGCACUACCCAAUUUCGAAAACUGAAAAUAAAAUAAUGAUGUGUGUGUAUAUAUAUACAGUACCAGUCAAAAGUUUGGACACACCUACUCAUUCAAGGGUUUUUCUUUUUUUUUUCUCUACAUUGUAGGAUAAUAGUGAAGACAUCAAAACUAUGAAAUAACACACAUGGAAUCAUGUAGUAACCAAAAAAGUGUUAAACAAAUCAAAAUAUAUUUUAUAUUUCAGAUUCUUCAAAUAGCCACCCUUUGCCUUGAUGAGAGCUUUGCACACUCUUGGCAUUCUCUCAACCAGCUUCAUGAGGUAGUCACCUGGAAUGCAUUUCAAUUAACAGGUGUGCCUUGUUAAAAGUUAAUUUGUGGAAUUUCUUUCCUUAAUGCAUUUGAGCCAAUCAGUUGUGUUGUGACAAGGUAGGGGGGAAGAUAGCCCUAUUUGGUGAAAGACCAAAUCCAGAUUAUGGCAAGAAAAGCUCAAAUAAGCAAAGAGAAACACACAGCGAAAAGACAAACCACAGCGAACUUGGGUAAGAGUACAUGUAACUGUAAAUUAAUGAGAACCUGUAGUAGGCUUUUAUCAACUCAUUUCCUUGUAGGAAAAUGUUUACGGUAGAUGGCCAAUACGAAAUAGGAAACGCAACACUUUAAUUUCAACGAAUCAUCUCUCCACAGGUAGUUCUAAAUAGUGACGGGUUGUCUUUCAUUUGCGUGAUCGCUUGACUGUCAAAUCCGUGUUUUAAUUUGUGGCCAGCGACUUUUAUACAGAGCGCCGUGAAUCGUCUGUGCCAUUUUGAGUUUGAAAAAGGCAAUUUAAAAGUCCUGCGACGACAGGCGCGUAUGACAAAAUCAACAGUACCAAGCCAAAUAUAUUAAUCUGAUUCAAGCAAUCGAUUUAGUGGCAGUGUAAUGACUACACUUUUAUAAUAACAUCUCCAAUCUGAGGUAAAACGUAUGUGUAAUUCCACAAAAUGUUAUGUGGUGAAAAUGCAAACUUGUGUAAUGUAGUAACACGCCUUGUCCACCAUAGGGAAAUGUACGUAAUAUAACAUAAUGAAAUGUCAGUAGUUCAAUAUUUUUUAUUUAUGAGGAAAGUAAAUGUAGCACACUCACACAUUUUUACAACAAUGACAUACAUUGGGGAAAAAAAGUAUUUAGUCAGCCACCAAUUGUGCAAGUUCUCCCACUUAAAAAGAUGAGAGAGGCCUGUAAUUUUCAUCAUAGGUACACGUCCACUAUGACAGACAAAUUUAGAAUUUUUUUCCCAGAAAAUCACAUUGUAGGAUUUUUAAUGAAUUUAUUUGCAAAUUAUGGUGGAAAAUAAGUAUUUGGUCACCUACAAACAAGCAAGAUUUCUGGCUCUCACAGACCUGUAACUUCUUCUUUAAGAGGCUCCUCUGUCCUCCACUCGUUACCUGUAUUAAUGGCACCUGUUUGAACUUGUUAUCAGUAUAAAAGACACCUGUCCACAACCUCAAACAGUCACACUCCAAACUCCACUACGGCCAAGACCAAAGAGCUGUCAAAGGACACCAGAAACAAAAUUGUAGACCUGCACCAGGCUGGGAAGACUGAAUCUGCAAUAGGUAAGCAGCUUGGUUUGAAGAAAUCAUGCUUUGGGGCUGUUUUUCUGCAAAGGGACCAGGACGACUGAUCCGUGUAAAGGAAAGAAUGAAUGGGGCCAUGUAUAGUGAGAUUUUGAGUGAAAACCUCCUUCCAUCAGCAAGGGCAUUGAAGAUGAAACGUGGCUGGGUCUUUCAGCAUGACAAUGAUCCCAAACACACCGCCCGGGCAACGAAGGAGUGGCUUCGUAAGAAGCAUUUCAAGGUCUUUGGAGGGAGUUGAAAGUCUGUGUUGCCCAGCGACAGCCCCAAAACAUCACUGCUCUAGAGGAUAUCUGCAUGGAGGAUUGGGCCAAAAUACCAGCAACAGUGUGUGAAAACCUUGUGAAGACUUACAGAAAACGUUUGACCUGUGUCAUUGCCAACAAAGGGUAUAUAACAAAGUAUUGAAAAACUUUUGUUAUUGACCAAAUACUUAUUUUCCACCAUAAUUUGCAAAUACAUUUCUGUCUGUCAUAGUUGACGUGUACCUAUGAUGAAAAUUACAGGCCUCUCUCAUCUUUUUAAGUGGGAGAACUUGCACAAUUGGUGGCUGACUAAAUACUUUUUUUCCCCACUUUACAUUUCUUCCUACUUUAACCAUACUUUAACCAUGGAGACCAUUUAAAAAAUGCUCCUAAGAACAAUUUAGUCAGGCGCUCUAGAAUCUAGACUAAGAGCAUCCGUAGGGUCUGUGCAGCAGGCUGAACGUUUGAUGUUCCUACUCUAGGUGACUCACUUGCAAGAUCAAGCUUCUUGGUUACAGAAGAAACAAUCAAUCCCCUUGUUAACAUUUAGCUAGCGUCUUCUAUAGGAAUUUGCUAGUACUUUGUUAGCAUACAUUUUUGUAUAUAUAUAUUUUUAUGUUUGGAAAGAGAUGUGGCGCCGGACAACGUGACCGGAAAGACUUUAAUUUACCGGCCAUUUGAGAAAUUGGACCCAUAUGCAUUGGUUGCGUAACCCAUUAGGGCGUCCACCCACGGUGCUCAGAAUGACAGAAAUCACAUUUAGAUUAUGGUAAUUCAUCUUAACAUAACAUGCAACUCCUGUAAUGAAUCAGCCAAUAAAACGUCAUUUUCAAACAUUUGCCAAAAUGCAAUUCGCGGGAAAACUCCAUUCUAAACAGUGCAUUUGAUGAAAGCGGUUCCAUAUGUGACAGAAAUGAAAAUCUCCAUUAGAAACUUAGAAAGAGGGGGAAUCUAAAGAUCCAACAACUGGGAUGGGAUGCUAAUAUGACUAGGAUUAGGCCUUUGUCUUCUGGACAACAAAAUAAAGUUGAUACGAAAACCAAUAGAACAGAAGAGAAAUGGCAUAUGAGGAAGUUUUUUCAUAGGCGGCGGGUCGAAUAGGCUAGGGAAGUAAAUUGAAAUACAUUUGACAAAAUUAUAUAAAUAAAUAAAUAAAUAAAUAAAAGCAUUCAAAUACUUCACCAGAAAGCAUGACUUGGCCACAGAGGAAUCGAGGAUCAUUAGCUAUAAAAAAAAAUAUAUAUAUGUAUAGCUGUGGAUUGUUUCAAAUCACAAGCUUGUAGGACUAUGCCUAUUUGGGAAGGCCGCAAUUUGGGAAGCACGUGUGGCAAUAGGCCUAGCUGAUUAUUGAUUUGCGGCUGUCAGUGAAAAUAAUAAAAAAUAUGUGUGAAGAUAAUGUGUGUUGAGUGUAAUUUAAAAUGUUGAAACAAGAAGAAGAGGGGUAUGUGGUGAAGAUAUAGGCGAGUCUCUCCAGAAUGGCUCAGCUGUCUCCCGACAAUUCUUGCGUAUCCAUUGUGUGAAUUGUCUGGCCUUUGAUUGAUUGUUUAUUUUUUAUCAAUUCCCCAUUACAUAUGUCAAUAUUAGUAAACAUAUGUAAUGGGGAAUUUAUAAAAGGAAUAGCUAAAGACAUAUAGAAAGGGCUGAGUAACGAGAUGAAUGAAAUUGAAAGAACCUGCAUUUUUUAUUUGCAACUUCUUCUUUUUUUGUCGGCUUUAUGUAUUUUUACUUAGUUGACAAUGGAAGUUAUAGCGUGACUGCUGUAUUGGCCUAUGAGUUCCACGAGAAAUUGCCAAAGACUCCAACCCCCCAAGCAAUAGACUGUUCACUCUGCUACCGUCCGGCAAACGGUACCAGAGCAUCAGCUCUCAGACUAACAGGCUCCAAAUGCACUGUAUACACUCCAUAUACACACUGUCACUCCCACACAAAACCCUCACACAUUCACAUACACCUACAUACGCACACACAAACACACACACACAACACACACGCAUACCGACACAACACAAACACACAUACAUACACACUCACACACACUUUUGCACUCAUCAUUUGCUGCUGCUACUCUGUUCUUUAUUUGACUUGUAUUAUUAUCUAUCUGGAUGCCUAGUCACUUUACCCUGACUUUAUCUAUCUCAAAUACCUUGCACCUCUGCACAUUGGUCUGGCACUCCCUGUAUAUAGCUCCAUUCUUGUGUAUUUUAUUUUAUUCCUCUUGUGUCAGUUACUAUUAUUAUUAUUAUUAUUAUUUUUAAACUGUAUCGUUGGGAAAGCAUUUCACUGUAAAAUCUACACCAGUUGUAUUUGGCGCAUGUGAUGAAUAAAAAUUGAUUUGAUUUGUUUUUGCAGAAGACAUUCAAUAAUCCCUCAUAAAUUACCUAUAUAUAUAUAUCAGUUUUUUGGAGCUGCACCCGCCCCUCGCCGACCACAUCAAUUCUGAGCCCCGCCCCAUAGCCGACAUCAUCAGGACAGAUUUUUCUCUGCAACCUGACACACCCGCAUAGAAUUGUUCCGUGACAUUUAUUGAAUUGUUGUUAUGACUCCAGAGUAGUAGGCUUUAAUGCCAUUCCCUGCAUGAAUUAAUUUGUUUUCAUGUCUAUUCGACAUUUGGAUAAAAGAAAACCAUGCCAUGAAUUAAGAUAGGCGUAUCUUAUUAUUUUCUCAAAUCGCUUUGAAACAGAGCCUUCUAAUUAUCCUCCUUACCUAAUGAGCACCUAUUGCCGACAAACAAUACCUUUACAUUCAAUAUUGUUGACAUAAUUAAAUAGUUUAAUUUAAACUUAAAUAAACAAUUCACAGAAUCGAAUAGGCUAUAGGCUACAUUUAUAGGCUAUUGGCUAGGCUACUCAAACUGUUACCAGCUGCACAGGUUUAAACUUGAUAUGGCCUGCAUAUGGUCAAAUGAACGAAAGCCUGAAUUAAUGUAAACAAAUACCUGUGUGCACUUUUUCAGGUUGAAUAUCCAUCUACCAGGUUGUUGUCGUCCUUGUCCACCGUUACGUUAGCCAUUUUCGCAUGAGCUAGGAGUCAGGGAAAACAAACUUGGUGACAUAUUGUCGUGUGGCGGAAGAGAACAAAGCUCUGCAUGUUCAUGCACAAAUUAGGAAUGUUUCAGCACCACACAAAUAGGUUACUAAUGGACAGUUCGCUGCUCCAGUCUCUCGCUGCGUGGCUGGUAGCCCGGGUAGGUCUGCCUCACCGCUCACAUAGCCUAAUGGAAUUUGCAACACAAUUCAACAUAACAAGGUCCUGGGUUUGUAAAAAUAAAUAUAAAUAAAGAUCUUAAAUGUUUCCGACCCGCAAUAUAAUUGCUCUGAACUGCGAGCCGACCCGUGGUUUGAAAGAAUGUUUUCAUUCCACCCGCCAGCUGAUUUUUUGGGGGAGGGUCAACUGCAGGGAACCGACCCGAUGCAGGACUCUUAGCCUAUAGCUGUGUCUGGAUCUGAGCAAUAUACACCUGUGUAAAAGUUAAAUAACUGCUGUUGAAAAAGGGCUUUAUCAAUACAUUUUGAAUUGAUGUGAUAUUGACCUCUGUGUUGUGUUUGUGUUGCAGUCCAACGGCCAGACCCGAGGCCAGCGGCUCCACGUCGUCAGCCCCUGCCAAGCACAGCGGUCCAACCCAUAAGAUCUGCCUGGUGUGUUCGGACACGGCCUCUGGCUGCCACUAUGGAGUCCUCACCUGCGGAAGCUGCAAGGUCUUCUUCAAGAGGGCCGUUGAAGGUUGGUGACAUAAUAAACACCCACGCACACAACUCCAUUCAUGCACAGUCCUCCCCUUCAUUGACCGACUAUAGUAGAACAUACGUACAGGCAAAUCUAUUGUGGUGAUAUGUACAUUGAGUUCUGCACUAGUACUUUCGUUGACACAACAUUACACAACAUGUGGACUCUUUAAUUUGGAAAGGCACACACCUGUCUAUAUAAGGUCCCACAGUUGACAGUGCAUGUCAGAGCAAAAUCCAAGCCAUGGGGUCGAAGGAAUUGUGCGUAGAGCUCCGAGACAUGAUUGUGUCGAGGCACAGAUCUGGGGAAGGGUAUUGAAGGUCCCCAAGAACACAGUGGCCUCAAUCAUUCUUAAAUGGAAGAAGUUUGGAACCACCAAGACUCUUCCUAGAGCUGGCCGCCCGGCCAAACUGAGCAAUCGGGGGAGAAGGGCCUUGAUCAGGGAGGUGACCAAGAACGCGAUGGUCACUUUGACAGAGCUCCAGGGUUCCUCUGUGGAGAUGGGAGAACCUUCCAGAAGGACAACCAUCUCUGCAGCACUCCACCAAUCAGGCCUUUAUGGUAGAGUGGCCAGACGGAAGCCACUCCUCAGUAAAAGGCACAUGAGAGCCCGCUUGGAGUUUGCCAAAAGGCACGUAAAAGACUCUCAGACCAUAAGAAACAAGAUUAUCUGGUCUGAUGAAACUAAGAUUGAACUCUUUGGCCUGAAUGCCAAGCGUCACGUCUGGAGGAAACAUGGCACCAUCCCUAUGGUGAAGCAUGGUGGUGGCAGCAUCAUGCUGUGGGGAUGUUUUUCAGCCGCAGGGAGACUAGUCUGUAUUGAGGGAAAGAUGAACGGAGCAAAGUACAGAGAGAUCCUUGAUUAAAACCUGCUGGAGAGCGCAGAGGACCUCAGACUGGGGCAAAGGUUCACCUUCCAACAGGACAACGAAUCUAAGCAAGUCAAGACAGCGCAGGUGUGGCUUCGGGACAAGUCUCUGAAUGUCCUUGAGUGGCCCAGCCAGAGCCCGUACUUGAACCCGAUCGAACAUCUCUGGAGAGACCUGAAAAUAGCUGUGCGGCGACGCUCCCCAUCCAACCUGACAGAGCUUGAGAGGAUCUGCAGAGAAGAAUGGGAGAAACUCCCCAAAUACAGAUAUGCCAAGCGUGUACCGUCAUACCUAAGACUCAAGGCUGUAAUUGCUGCCAAACGUGCUUCAACAAAGUACUGAGUAAAGGGUCUGAAUACCUAUGUAAAUGUAAUAUUUCAGUUUUUUAUUUUUGAUACAUUUGUUAAAAUUUAUAAAAACCUAUUUUUGCUUUGUCAUUACGCGGUAUUGUGUAUAGAUUGAUGAGGUGGAAAAAAGAAAUGUAAUCCAUUUUAGAAUAAGGCUGUAACGUAACAAAAUGUGGAAAAAGUCAAGGGAAAGGUAAAGGGGGAUACCUAGUCAGUUGUACAACUGAAUGUAUUGAACUGAAAUGUGUCUUCCGCAUUUAACCCAACCCCUCUGAAUCAGAUCGGAAUACUUUCCGAAUGCACUGUAUAUGAACAUUAUGGGCUGGACACAAAAAUAGCAACAGACACCACAGCCUUAUGGAAAACCAUGAGACACUAGCCUACUCCUAGUUGGUGUAAUACUAAGGCAACCUUUUCUGAUUAUUUUGUGUGAACCUAAAAUGUCUCUCCUCCUAAUCUUAAAAAAUGGUUCAAUAAAAUAUUCUACUCAAAUGAAAUGUUAAAAAAGCCCUCUUUUGAAUACAGAACCAACCGGUAUGCUUUUGGCUAUCCUAUAGGUAAGGACACCACUUAAAGAGUCUGCAUAUUGUGUAGUGUUGUGGCAACGAAUUAUAAUAAUUCACCUAAUUUCAGUUUGUGACAAAACAAGCAAGUAUAGAGUAGAGAAUCAUUGUACCAUGUAAACCACUUAAAUAUUUGUUUAAUAACCAAAAAUAUUGUAUUUUCAGCUGUUUGAAGCUGGUGUACAAGUCCAAAAGUAAAAGACACAAAAACGAAACUUAAGAACGGGAAGAAUUGAAAUAGCGCACAUGGAACAGAUCUACCGCUUCUUAGUGACAGAUCUAUAACUCAUAUUUCUAUGUGAAUUUGGUCAUGUCGCCCAAAAUGUUACAUAUUGUAACUUUAACGUAGCCUACAUUGUUAUUCCAAGCUCACUACCACAGACACUACCUAUGUACCAUUCACUACAAUCCCCUUUGAAGUCCAUUGAAUUGUUCUGAAUAAUUGAAAAGUGGGCAGCAAUGCUAUUGUUACCCCUAUUGUCAUUGUUCAGGGCCAUCUGAAUAUAUGUAUUUAUGUUGAGGUGUAUUUACAGUAUAGUUUAACACAACCAUUUAAUUCACAUGAAAGUGCAUACAUGAGUGUGUUAAUUGUAUUCAAAAGAAUAUGACUAUCCGUUUAUUGUAAAAUUCAAAACUUGAGUUUAAAUACAAAUAUAAUAGAUAUUACAAUAUCUGAGCAAGAUUUUUUUAAUUUCAAGGAUAAUCACAACAUAUUGUAUACAUUAUUACAACGUAACGUUUACUGGUGUAAAUUACCAAGUAAGUAAUAUUUACUAUUUGUAAAGAAAUGCAUUUUUAAUACUUGAAUUGAGAUAUAAUUUAAGCAAUAAUAUGUUAUAUCUGUUAUUUUUGUCUUUCUUCCCCCAUUCUACGGUUGUUGUCGCUAUGGUGAAGGAUGGAGAGCACGACAAAACACAGAUGGUAAAUAAAACCCACCUUUAAUAAUGCUUCUGCUUUACUAAUGUCCCUCAAUCACUGUACUGGAAAUCUGACCUGAUAUACAAGAUUAAACAUGCACAGUCUCUCCUGUGCCCUUCUUUGCAUGAAUUUGUGAUUUGAUCAUUCAUAAUGUAAUUUGGCUUUAAAUCCUGUUUUAAUUCCUGCUUGGAAUGUGGGUCUAUCAUCACUUCGCUAGGAGAGUUAAGGGAUGUAUUUUUGCACAAAACCCAAUAGCGUUAUAACUGCAAUGAUUCUAAUGAUUUGUUUGCACUUGAUCAAGUUAUUGUCAUCCUAAAUCAAAAAUGCACUUCACAUUAUUUGCUUUUGCUGGAUAAUGUCUUUGUGAAUGUGUUAGUAGCAACGGUCAUCGAAAUUGUUAAAAGGUUUUAAAAACAAUUCUAAUAAAUGCAACAGUUGGACAUUGAAGACAGGAACCUUCCUGCUAGCCAUGAUUGGCUGAGAUAAUGGAUGGGCUGGACAUGCCGAGAGAUGAGUUUGGAUUGGUCUGCCAUGUAGCAAGCUUCUGUAUAUAACAUGAGCUGGUCAGUAUUUGUAGGUAAUCCUUUCUAACGACGCUUGUUUUGAAAGAUAUCAAAGUGUUGCUCUCCACUUUCUGGAGGACCGAGUUUUGAAAUCAGUAGAAAGCCCAGAGAAAUUAGAGUAUGAUAGCUAAGGAGAUGGAGAAAAUUCUGGCCAUUGAUUGCAAAUAUGCAGAGUCGAAAAGAGGACACACAGAAGGCUGUAUAAAACACCUGUCUAUGGAUUACAUCUUCAAACUAAGGGCAACCAUGGCAUCUGUGAUAAAGAGGGAGAAGCAUCCGUCCAUGUAUAUGGGUAAAAUAGUCUAGCUAACUACAUUUUCAGAGAUUAGACGUUUCUAAUUUUGUCAGAAAGUUGUUUUUAUUUGAAGUGUACUGUUAGGUAGCUAGCUAACGUUAGCUCGCUGGCUCGCUAGCUAACAUUACGUGUAUGAUCUGUGUACUAAUAUUAUUCGCAUCUCAGAGCCAUUUGCAUUGCUAGUUAUAGCCUAAUGUUAGCUAGCUAACAUUGAACCUGGUUGGUUAGCUACCUGCAGAUUCAUGCAGGGUAGUAACGUUCUGAGUUGCUCCUUUCAUCUUUCCCUCAAACCUGACUAGUCUCCCAGUCCCUGCCGCUGAAAAACAUCCCAACAGCAUGAUGCCGCCACCACCAUGCUCCACCGUAGGGAUGGUGCCAGGUUUCCUCCAGACGUGACACUUGACAUUCAGGCCAAAGAGUUCAAUCUUGGUUUCAACAGACCAGAGAAUCUUGUUUCUCAUGGUCAGAGUCCUUUAGGUGCCUUUUGGCAAACUCCAACCGGGCUGUCAUGUGCCUUUUACUGAGGAGUGGCUUCCGUCUGGCCACUCUACCAUGAAGGCCUGAUUGGUGGAGUUCCUGCAGAGAUGGUUGUCCUUCUGGAAGGUUCUCCCAUCUCCCCAGAGGAUCUCUGGAGCGCUGUCAGAGUGACUUUCGGGUUCUUGGUCACCUCCCUGACAAAGGCUCUUCUCCCCCGAUUGCUCAAUUUGGCCGGGCAGCCAGCUCUAGGAAGAAUCUUGGGGGUUCCAAACUUCUUCCAUUUAAGAAUGAUGGAGGCCACUAUGUUCUUGGACUUUCAAUGUUGCAGACAUUUUUUGGUACCCUUCCCCAGAUCUGUGCCUCGACACAAUCCAGUCUCAGAGCUCUACGGACAAUUAUUUUGACCUCGUGGCUUGGUUUUUGCUGUGACAUGCACUGUCAACUGUGGGACCUUAUAUAGACAGGUGUGUGCCUUUCCAAAUCCUGUCCAAUCAAUUGAAUUUACCACAGGUGGACUCCAACCAAGUUGUAGAAACAUCAAGGAUGAUCAAUGGAAACAGGAUGCACCUGAGCUCAAUUUCGAGUCUCAUAGCAAAGGGUCUGAAUACUUAUGUAAAUAAGGUAUUUCAUUUGUUUUAUUUAUUUAUUUCAAAAAUGUCUAAAAACCUGUUUACGCUUUGUCAUUAUGGGGUUGAAGUGGAUUAUUUAAAAAAUAUAUCCAUUUUAGAAUAAGGCUGUAAAGUAAGAAAAAUUUGAUAAAUUAAGGGGUCUGAAUACUUUCCGAAUGCACUGUAUCAUUAUAAUCCGAGUGUGCAUUUUCAGGAGUUGUUUUCAUUUCAGCACAUCUAAUUUGUAAACAUUUCAUCUGCAUUAAAUUAUUUAAAAAAUUAUAUUCCACAAAAAAUGAACACCCAUCAAAAUAAAGUUAUCUUUGUUGUGAUGUAAGUGUUGAGACGGUGCAUUAAAUCACAGAUGAAACUUUAGCGUUCUUAUAUAUUCAACGGAAAGCCAAUGUAUUCCAUUGUAGCCCAUUUCAGCCAUUACCGGGAUGUGUUUGACAGGUCAUUACAAAUAUUUCCAUGGUCGUAGUGUUAACGGGGAAAAAAACACAGACACAAGCAAGACUAGUAUGGAGUAAAAAGAAAGCAAUCAAUCCAGUGAGAUUUAAGUGACAAGUGUAUCUUACAACACUCAAACACCGGAAAUAAAUGGCUGAAAAAGACAGAUCCUCAGGUGGGCGGGGCAUGAGUAUUGCGAGUAUUAGUGUAAUGGGGCUUUUUUCUUUUAGCCAUAAAAAAAUUAAAUAAUAACCACUCAGACUUAACAUUAGCUAUCCUCUUCAUCGCCCUGUGAUGGAUUAAAAACUGGACUGGAAAUGUUCAAAAUAAGUGUGAUAUUUGUGAUAAUACAAUAUCUUUUUAAGGUCAAUCAUACCAUGGUGCCUUCAGAAAGUAUUCAUACCCCUUGACUUAUUCCACAUUUUGUUGUUACAGCCUGAAUUCAAAAUUGAUUUAAAAAUAAAUCAAUCAAUCACACCCAUCUACACACAAUACCCCAGAAUGACGAAGCUAAAACAUGUUUUUAGAAAUGUAAGCAAAUUUAUUGAAAUACAGAAAUAUCUAAUUUACGUAAGUAUUCACACCCCUGAGUCAAUACAUGUUAGAAUCAGCUUUGGGUCUCUAAGAGCUUUGCACACCUGGAUUUUACAAUAUUUGCAAAAAAAAUUUUUUUUUAUUCUUCAAGCUAUGUCAAGUUGGUUGUUGAUCAUUGCUAGACAGCCAUUUUCAAGCAUUGCCAUAGAUUUUCAAGCCAAUUUAAGUCAAAAUGUUAACUAGGCCACUCAGGAACAUUGUGUCAUCUUGGUAAACAACUCCAGUGUAUAUUUGGCCUUGUGUUUUAGGUUAUUGUACUGCUGAAGAUGAAUUUAUCUCCCAGUGUCUGUUGGAAAACCAGACUGAACCAGGUUUUUCUCUAGGAUUUUGCCUGUUCUUAGCUAUAUUCUGUACCAUCUAAACUGCUGUGAAAUAUCUUUUCCAUAACCCCAAAAAAUGUAUUUUCAUCUGUUUGAAGCUGGUAUACAAAACUGAAAGUAAAAAAAACGUAAGAACGGGAAGCAUAGAAUAGCUCACAUAAAACAGAUCUACCUCUUCUUAGCCUUACUUUCAAUUAAAAUGACAGAUCUAUACCUCACAUUUCUAUUUGAAUUUGGUCGGUUCACCCAAAAAGUUACGUGUUGCAGCUUUAAAGUCACCAUUGGCCUCAUGGUGAAAUCCCUGAGCGGUUUCCUUCCUCUCCGGCAGCUGAGUUUGUAAGGACACCUGUAUCUUUGUAGUGACUACGUGUAUUUAUACACCAUCCAAAGUGUAAUUAAUAACUUCACCAUGCUCAAAGGGAUAUUCAAUGUCUUUUUUUUUUUGUCUACAAACCUCCCUGUUCUUUGUGGUUGAAUCUGUGUUUGAAAUUCACUGCUCGACUGAGGGACCUUACAGAUAAUUGUAUGUGUGGGGGUACAGAGAUGAGGUAGACAUAAAACAGUCCAUGCAACAUGUUAAGAACAUUUUUACUCCUGAACUUAUUUAGGCUUGCCAUAACAAAGGGGUUGAAUAUCUAUUGACUCAAGACAUUUCAGCCUUACAUUUUUUAUUAAUUUGUAAAAAAUUCUAAAAACAUAAUUCAACUUUUACAUUAUGGGGUACCAAGUGACAAAAUCUCAAUGUAAUAAUUUUUAAAUUCAGGCUGUAACACAACAACAUGGAAAAAGUCGAGGGGUGUGAAUACUUUCUGAAGGCACUGUGUUUGGCGUAGCAUGAUAUUGUGUAUAAAGGCAUCCCUGGGGCUCUCUUACUAAGAGGACACCCAAGUCAUGUUUGGAUGGUAAUUGGCUAGUGACGUCAUCUUCCAACAAAAGAGUCCCCGUUCCGGGCCUUCUUCCAUCUGCCACUAUUUCCAUUCAUCCUGACCAUGUUCUCAGUAGGACUGGAGGGAGCCUGGCAAACAGGGCUAGCCUUGCGCCGCCAGCCGAGUCCUCCUCACUAGCCUAUAGUAUGACGAAGGGAUUAGAGAGAGGAUGCUUCUGGGAUUCAGCUGGCACUGUUUGUUUAGUUUAUGGAUGAUUUGUUUGCACUGCUGUUUGCAAUGGCUGCUGCUCCCAUGGCUGUGGUUGUCACUAGUUACCACAGCCACAAAUGGCUAAACCCCGCCUAUUUCUACUAUUUCUCUUCUUAAAGGUAGACUCAGCAAAAUGACGUUGCCACGAGCAGCUCCGGAGAUAUUGAGAUGAGCGAGAUUCAACACUUCGCUCUCACAAAGUCACACACAGUAUCUACGCAUUUGCACAAGUUGAGCCUCGAGCUUCAACGCUCUUACACUAUAUAUACAAAAGUAUGUGGACAUCCCUUCAAAUUAGUGGAUUUGGCUAUUUCAGCCACACCCAUUGCUGACAGGUGUAUAAAAUUCAGCACACAGCCAUGCAAUCUUCGUAGAAAAACAUUGGUAGUAGAAUGGCCUUACUGAAGAGCUCAGUGACUUUCAGUGUGGCACCGUCAUAGGAUACCACCUUUCCAACACAUCAGUUCGGUUAACUGUAAGUGCUGUUAUUGUGAAGUGGAAAUGUCUAGGAGCAACCACGGCUCAGCCGCGAAGUGGUAGGCCACACAAGCUCACAGAACGGGACCUUCAAGUGCAGAAGUGCGUAAAAAUCGUCUGUCCUCGGUUGCAACACUCACUACCGAGUUCCAAACUGCCUCUGGAAGCAACGUCAGCACAAGAACUGUUCGUCAGGAGCUUCAUGAAAUGGGUUUCCAUGGCCGAGCAGCCGCACACAAGCCUAAGAUCACCAUGCGCAAUGCCAAAGCAUCGCCUGGAGUGGUGUAAAGCUUGCCUCCAUUGGAGCAGUGGAAAUUCGUUCUCUGGAGUGAUGAAUCACGCCUCAACAUCUAGCAGUCCGACGGUCUAAUCUGGGUUUGGCGGAUGCCAGGAGAACGCUACUUGCCCCAAUGCGUAGUGCCAACUGUAAAGUUUAGCGCAGGAGGAAUUAAUGGUCUGGGGCUGUUUUUCAUGGGUCGGGCUAGGCCCCUUUGUGCCAGUGAAGGGAAAUCUUAACGCUACAGCAUACAAUGACAUUCUAGACAAUUAUGUGCUUCCAAUUCUGUGGCAACAAUUUGGGGAAGGCCCUUUCCUGUUUCAGCAUGACAAUGCCCCCGUGGACAAAGCAAGGUCCAUACAGAAACUGUUUGUCGAGAUCGGUGUGGAAGAACUAAUUGGAAAGCCGACUGUGAGCCAGGCCUAAUCGCCCAACAUCAGUGCCCAACCUCACUAAUGCUCUAGUGGCUGAAUGAAAUCAAGUCCCCGGAGCAAUGUUCCAACAUCUAGUGGAAAGCCUUCCCAGAAGAGUGGAGGCUGUUGUAGCAGCAAAGGGGGGACCAACUCCAUAUUAAUGCCCAUGAUUUUGAAAUUAGAUGUUUGACGAGCAGGUGUCCACAUACUUUUGGUCAUGUAGUGUAUGUGAAAAUUCUGCAUUUCUAGGUUUUGUAGUAAAAAAGACAGAGGAAGGUAUGUGUUUCCAAUGACAUCAACCAAUUAGUAGGCAAUGCCUGCUCAUAAUUGGUUAAAAUCACAUGAUGCACACCAAUGUCAUUGAAAACACUUAUGUUCCUCUGUUUUUUACUACAAAACAUAGAAACGCACCAUUUUCACAUAUUUUGGGGUGGUGCUGGAGAUGAGUAUGAAGUUGAAACAUUUUGAAAUUUCCAUUUAACCACACUGCUAGCCUUAUGCCUAACCUUAAAUUAAUCCCAAAAAUGUUAUUUUUUUGGCUGUGGUAGCACUGCGUUACAGUUAGCUGGGAUUUUAUGUUGUAGGUCCAGGUUGGCAUUAUUCUGUAGAGCAUUGGCUGUGUUCCUCUGUAAACAUAUUCAUUUAACUAAAUGCUCUGACUACAUUAUUAUUAUUAUUAUUAUUAUUAUUAUUAUUAUAUCAUAUCAAUAGGAAGAUUGUCCUGUGGCAUUUUAUCUCAUAAGUCUUCUUUAUUAGUUGGUUGUAAAAAUGUUAUCAGUAGAUGAAUAUAUUAACUAGGGUCAUUUUAAAAACACUGAAAUGUUGUAUGGGACCACUGAUGAGUUGGUUACGUGCUGCUUAUAUUAAAGCAUGACCUCAAAGAUCUCCCCUAGAGAAUUUGUUAAUCUGGCAAAAUGUUCCGCUGACAUUAUCCAGGCUCUGUCAAACAAUCCCCCCCCCCACCUCAUUUUAAAUUACUAGUCCGACUUAAGACACACUGUCAACAGCUAAAAUCAUUACACCCAGAGCAUUGGCAGAGUAUUAAAAAAAAAUAAGUGAAAAUCUCUUUAUCCCCGUUUUUUAAAAAGCUUAGGCUACUUUUUUGCCUGGCAGUGGAGGAGUGUUAACCUCAGAAAGUGAACGAGCUGUCACCUUAAGUGUUGGCUGCUGACUGUUAUGUCAUGAGGCCGGCAGGUUUAGUCAAACAGGUGUUUGGUGUGGUGGCAACUCGUAGUGCUUGGCCUAAUCAUCUUCAACCCUCUUGCUAUUAAUGACCUUAUUCCUCCAUCGCCAGGACAACACAACUAUCUGUGUGCCGGGAGGAAUGACUGCAUCAUAGACAGGAUCCGCAGGAAGAACUGCCCGGCGUGCCGCUUCCGCAAGUGUCUCCAAGCAGGGAUGAACCUGGAAGGUAAGUGGCACCAACACAUUCACAUUCAUAUUGUUCUCAUAUCAGUGGAAUUGUAGUGUAUACACACAGUCUUAUGGCAAACAUAGUUAUCCAGCAAAGUUUAAUCAGAGGACAUUUUCAGCAUGUGUUCUCUCUGAAAGGCUGUGCUUUAUAUGUUUUGUCCCCUAUAGAGGUUGUGAUUAGGAGUAGGAUUUAGUCUUGGAUUCACAUAAACCAGUAGUGGGUCUUGAUUCCCAGAGUUUAUGUUGACAUGGUCCUCUGUAGCUCAGCUGGUAGAGCACGGCGCUUGUAACGCCAAGGUAGUGGGUUCGAUCUCCGGGACCACCCCAUACACACAAAAAAAAUGUAUGCACGCAUGACUGUAAGUCGCUUUGGAUAAAAGCGUCUGCUAAAUGGCAUAUUAACUAACCUAAUGUUUCCUCUCUGGCCCAGUGUUUCAAACAAGGGUCAGAGCCAGUGAUCAACAGUCAUUCACUCAGACCCAGUUCCUCCCAUGUCCCUGAGCCAUAGAAAGAUAGAAGGCUCACAUUAGCUCUACUCUGUCACUGUGGACAAAAAAAAAUCAAAUGGAAAUGGACAAUAAUUCACAUUGAUGCACUUCUUGUUAUUUAUAUAUGUUCAUUCACUCAGUGCUGCAGGGUAUGACAUCGUUAAUGAUUUAGUUGUACGAAUCAGAGUGGGCGGAAAAAAUACAUUGACGGAUUUGGGUGCAUCAGCAGACAAUCAAAACCUGGGGUCGUACCAGAAAGGCUCUUAGUUGCCAUAGAAACAUUUAUGGAGGAAAUUAAAAAAGGAGAAAAAAGAGACUGAGAUCGUUUUUGAUGGUAACCCUCUCAACCGGAGGCAUUCAGCACAUAUUGUAACAGAAAUUGUUUUCGUGUUAUGUUGCUCUUUUUAAAGACCCAUAGAAAUACACAAGAAGGUAAGUCUCUUCGUUUCAAUGAAUAAAACCUUGAACUCUGUACCCUUUUGAAGCGUAACCCAAUGUGGAUUACCUAUUUUAUGAGUAAACUAGCUGAGGUCAACUGAUAAAGCAUCUUAUAGGCUGCAUAUUGUUGUUAUGAAUAGGGUAUGUGUGGUCUAUACACUAUCACCACCUGGGUUAGGUGGGAUACAAUAGCUAGAUGUGUGGUCUAUACACUAUCACCACCUGGGUUAGGUGGGAUACAAUAGCUAGCCAUAAUCCCCUAAAGUCUAUGUCCGCGCCCCCGCGGAAAUCUAAUUAGCAUAAUAAAACAAUCCCCAUUAAAAAUAAGGGGUUAAAUACAUGUCGUUUUUUAUAACAAAUGUUUCCUGAUCUUUCUUAAAUCUCUUAGAUAUAGGACAGACACUUCAGAACAAACUUCCUUUAGAAUUUUUUUGGGGGACUAUCUGUUCCAUGUAGUGAAUCUGUUAUUCAAUGUGUUUGUAUGGGCUAAUAGCAGUAAGGGCAAAAAUAAUUGUUAAUCAAAUAUACUUUUUUUAUAUUUUUUUUUGGUACUUCAAGGAGUCUUAAAAUUCAAAAUAAAAUCGCUAAAUGAUCCUUGGUAUGACCUUCUUAAAAAAAUUCCAUAUAGUUUAGUAGAACCCCCCCCCCCCGCCCUCCCCUGGCUUAGACUAUUAUGGGUUAACAGGGAAAGUUACUGAUAAGCUCUGUCUUCUCUCUCUUUACUCUUACACUCUCUCGUCUCUGUCUUUGCAGCAAGGAAAAACAAGAAGCUGAUCCGAUUAAAAGGUCAGCAGGGCACGACGGAGCCGAACGCUCCAUCACCUGACGAAAGGGUCUGCGCCCUGAUCCCCAAGUCCAUGCCCCAGCUGGUGCCCACCAUGCUGUCCCUGCUCAAAGCCAUCGAGCCAGAGGCGAUUUACUCUGGCUACGACAGCACCAUCCCCGACACCUCCACCCGCCUUAUGACCACCCUCAACAGGUUGGGUGGACAACAGGUCGUCUCAGCUGUCAAGUGGGCCAAGUCCCUACCAGGUGAGACAACCUGGUACACCUUCAUUUUAGCACUAAUUUGACUAGCCGCCAUUAUAGGCUUGGUCCAUUCCAUUUCAACUCGAGUUAAUUCAGGAAAUGAACUAGGCCUAAAUCAAGUCAAUCCAGUGACUUGCAAAUUAAUUAGAAUAUUUUCAAUUAAUCUCAUGAUUUUCCAUUUUAUCAAUCAUGGAAUGGGGUUGAGUUGACCCCCAGCCCCUAAUCAUGAGAAAGAAGGCACAUGGUUUGGUUAUCGCCCCAAUAUUUACUCUGUGCCUUGGUCUCACCCAGCAGCCAACUGGCAUGGAAGGGAAGGACUUGUGGAGAAAUCUUACAUAACUACUGAAUGGUUAAGCAAAUAUGAUCUGAAAAGAUUUCAACACUUCCACUUUUGAAGUCUCAACAAUGAGAGACGAUUGAACUGCAAUUAAAGGCCACUUUCAGGGCUACAGACUGCAACCAUUUAGUCACAUUUUGCGACCCUUUGACUUGGCUGUCCGAGUAAAAUGUUUACUUGGUCGCAUCAGUGUGAGCUGCACAUUCUACAUGGUCACUACAUAGCUGCAAUACAGUGUAUUAUAAUUACAAUGACCUAUCUUAGUCUUGUCUGUGUCUUAUUCUAUCAAUGUUAUCAUCAUUAUAUAUCACGCAAAAGACCAGCACUAACAACACUGCAAUCCUGAUCAAUGAUGUGUGUUGUCUGUUCGUGCAGGGUUCCUGAACCUUCACCUGGAUGACCAGAUGACCCUGCUGCAGUGCUCCUGGCUGUUCCUCAUGUCGUUCGGCCUUGGCUGGCGCUCCUACCAGCAGUGUAACGGGGGCAUGCUGUGCUUCGCCCCUGACCUGGUUAUUAAUGAGUAAGUCCAGAGAAUCAGAGAAGGAGAGGGGACAGGGACUCACCUGGGAGGGCUGUAGCUGGCUGGGGGCUCUGGAGAUGAGAAAGGUAGCCUGGAUGGUGGGUGGAUUUCUAUAGAUAGCUAGUUCAACCAGAGCCUCUCUGGAGGGAGGGAGGGAAAACUAUGUUGCUGGAAUUAAAAAUGUAUGCCUAUGGAAAGUCUACACCCCCUUGAACUUUUCACCUUUUGUUGUGUUACAAAGUGGGAUUGAAAUAUAAUUUUUUGUCAUUGAUCUACACAAUACUCCAUAAUGUCAAAGUGAAAAGAUACAUCUUUUUUAUAUAUAUAUAUAUAUAUUUUUUUUUUAAACAAAUGAAUACAAAUUCAAUAACUAAAAUAUAGUCGUUGCAUAAGUAUUCACCCCCUUUGUUUAGGCCAGCCUAAAUUAGUUAAGAAGUCACAUUUGGCUUAACAAAUCACAUAAGUUAUAUGGACACACUCUGUGUGACAUGAUUUUUGAAUGACUACCCCUUCCUCUGUCCCCCAUACAUAUAACAUCUGUAAGGUCCCUCAGUCAAGUAUUGAAUUUCAAGCACAGAUUCAACUACAAAGACCAGGGAGCUUUUCGAAAGCCUCAUAAAGAAGGGCAGUGAUUGGUAGAUAGAUGGGUAACAAUAUCAAAUCAGACAUUUGAUAUAUCUUUAGUCAUGGUUAAGUUAAUAAUUCUGCUGUGGAUGAUGUAUUAAACCAUCCAGACACAUCAAAGAUGCAGUCGUCUUUCUGAUCUGAGCUGCAGGACAGGAAGGAAACUGCUUAGGGAUGUCACCAUGAGGCCAUUGAAGUAAAUGACAGAGUGAAAAGAAUACAAAUAUUCCAAAACAACAAGGCACUACAGUAAUACUGCAAAAAAGAAACAUGUCAAAGGAAUACAAUUUUUGGCCUAAAUGCUAAGCCUUAUGUUUGGGGCAAACACAAUACAUAACUGAGUACCUGCCUCCUUAUUUUCAAGCAUGUUGGAGGCUGCAUCAUGGUAUGGGUAUGCUUGACAUCGGUAAAGACUGGGGAGUUUUUCAGGUUGAAAAGAAACUGGAUGGAGGUAAGCACAGGCAAAAUCCUAGAGGAACACCUGCUUCAGUCUGCUUUACACCAGACACUGGGAGAGGAAUUCACCUUUCAGCAGGACAAUAACCUAAAACACAAAAGCCAAAUCUACAGUGAAGUUGCAUACCAAGAAGACAGUGAAUGUUCCCGAGUGGCCAAGUUACAGUUUUGACUUAAAUCAGCUUGAAAAUCUAUGGUAAGAAUAGAAAAUUGCUGUCUAGCCAUGAACCCCAACAACUUGACAGAGCUUGAAGAAUUUUGAAAAGAAUAAUGGACAAGUAUUGCACAAUACAGUUGUGCAAAGCUCUUAUGAGAUUUACCCAAGAAGACUGCCAAAGGUGUUUCUAACAUGUAUUGAUUUAGGAGGUGAAUACUUAUCUAAUCAAGUUAUAUGACUCGGGGUGAAUACUUAUCUAAUCAAGUUGUAAUAGUGUUUUAUUCUUCAUUAAUCUUUUAAAAAUUAAAAAAUGUUCUUCCACUUUGACAUUUGAGUAUUUUGUGUAUAUCGUUGACAAAAAAGGACAAUUAAAUCCAUUUUAAUCCCACUUCGUAACAAUAAAAUGGGAAGAAAUCCAAGUGGGGUGUAGACUUUCUAUCUUGGCCAAGUGAGGUGGGAAAAUCCUGUCCAUCCUAUUAGGGCUGUUUUCACAGCCCAGAUUCACAAAGCUCGGUUUCUCCAGCAGGAUUAUAGGCGUAACUGUCACGGUCAUUAUACACUAUGUGGAUUGCGGAGAGGGAAACAGGGUGUUGGUCUGAUUAUAACUGUCUCUUUGUGUGUGUGUGUGUCUCAGUGAGAGGAUGAAGCUGCCCUACAUGACCGACCAGUGUGAGCAGAUGCUGAAAAUCUCUACUGAGUUUGUGAGGUUGCAGGUGUCCUACGACGAGUACCUGUGUAUGAAAGUCCUGCUGCUGCUCAGCACAGGUAUAACACAUUUACAUUCAAUCUUAAAUAACAUAAAUGAAUCCAUUGAUUAAAACAGUUAUUCAUUAUGGCAGUCCGAUGCAGUUUGCAGGGAACAGGCUGGGGAAAAACAGAACACAUGUUUUGACGUCUCAGUUCAAAAAUAAGUGGAGAAAAUGAAAAAAACAGGAGGGAAACCAGACAAACUGAAGCUUCAGCUUUUGAAUGAGCUUUGUACAAAUGAGGCCUCAGGAAAAAAACUCCCAGCGUGACAAGCCAUUACAAAACCAUAUUUAAGCAGAAGAUACUGUUUAUUGCAACGUUGUUGACUUGGAAUGACUGGGGAAAAAGUAAUUUGUGCCUUUCAACUUACACAAAAUGAGUGGUUUUGGAAAGUGCACACACUUGGUGUCUUUUGAUUGCUUCUUAAGGAAAUGAAAAUUACAUUUACAUGCAGAGCUGUGCUUUUUUUAAACCAGUGAGCAAUCUUCUUUGCUUUUUUUUCCAACCAGGACAAAAUGUACAUAUUUUCAAGUGUUUUAUUUUGAUUGGCUCAUCGAUAAUGUUAUCUACAUAAUUCAAACUAGAAAUGUAAAAGAAAUACACCAGGCGACCACUUUUGAUUGGGGUAGACCUAUUGCCUGCUAUUAUAGACCUACAGACUCUCUCCUGUUAGUAUUGUAAAUAGUAAUUUGUCAGUUAUUCUGCAUGUGAGAGGCAUAAAAUCCUUCUCUUGCAAGUUUGAAAAAGAACAUCACUAGCUACAUCCAAACCAGAAAAGUAUACAAGGGCAAGCCAGUUUGUAUCUCUCAUCUGAUAAGACAAUUGGAGAUUAUUUUACCUUUUACCUCCUAUGUUGUUUUGCAUAAUCUCUUGUCCAUUGAGUGCAGUUUUGCCUGGGCCCAAGUCCAAGAUCCCAGAACCCUUCAGUCCAGGGUAGAUCCUUCAUCUGGCUCUUAUCAGGGAACAAUGGGUUCGCAUAAAACCCAUUGAUGUUACCUGUGGUUUUGCAUAUUUUCCAUUGACCUAAGUGUGGUUGGGACGGGACGGAGGGUGGGUGGGUGUGUAUGAGACGGUAGUGGCGAGACGUUAGUGGCAGGAUAACGGGCAGUGUUCAGACUGGGAGACUCUGGGUCAAAACUAAGAGACUCCUUCCUGGCCUAACCUAACAAUGUCAGAUUGUCUAUUGUGUGAAUAUUGGUUGACUGAGUGAACUUUUUACGAUGCCUUUUUGUAAUGACAGAGACGUAAGGACUAUAUUGACGUACACUGCCUACUAAAACAAAUCAUGCAUGAUGAGUAAGAGGUUAUUUAUGUCUGCUUUAACCCCUCCCUUGCUUGUUCCCACAGUACCAAAGGAUGGAUUGAAGAGCCAGGCUGUGUUUGAUGAGAUCCGCAUGACCUACAUCAAGGAGCUGGGGAAGGCCAUCGUCAAGCGGGAAGAGAACUCCAGCCAGAACUGGCAGAGGUUCUAUCAACUCACUAAGCUACUGGACUCCAUGCAGGAAGUGAGUUUGAGCCCACCUGCACCCACAGCCACACAACAGCAUUCAGCAACACUCAGUAACACUUGCCGAUGUUUUCCAGGGAGUUAUGGAACCCAGGACUAUCCUGGCUUAAUAAACACAAAGAAAAUGAAAUGAAUGAGCGUACAUGCAUACUCAUCACCUCUUCUACUCGUCAGCAUACCAAUAAAUCAACCUGUUUCCUCUUGGUUGGAGUACCCUAUAUCAGGGAGUCUGGAAGAGUGUGACUUGAAUACCAGUUACAGAGAUCCAAUAUGUAUUAAGAGCAAGCAAGACUGUUGUUUUUUUGUGUAUUUGUGAACCUCUUGAGUUAGAGAUGAGCCCAUUUAGAAUGUAUUACAAGCUUAAUUUUCCAGCUAUGCUAUCAAUAUCAAAGUUGUUCACCAUGGCAUCAAUAAGUGGUUUGAAAUAGUGUGUACUGUACCAAACCGUAGCUAUGCACCCUGGCAUGUUGCUCUGUUGUUGCCAUUGUGCUCUUAGUGAAAGACCUAAAAAAGACCUGAUUGUUUCCACAGAUGGUGGGGGGCCUCCUGCAGAUCUGCUUCUACACUUUUGUGAAUAAAUCCCUGAGUGUGGAGUUCCCUGAGAUGCUGGCCGAGAUCAUCAGCAACCAGAUACCAAAAUUCAAAGACGGGAGUGUUAAGCCGCUUCUGUUUCAUCAUGCCUUAAACCAUGACACAAUGCCUUAA
Coregonus sp. 'balchen' is the source of this 27785-nucleotide messenger RNA. The record is from the annotation of a GenBank genome assembly. NCBI's taxonomy places the organism in Eukaryota, Metazoa, Chordata, Actinopteri, Salmoniformes, Salmonidae.